ACAAGUUCUUUUUGGUCCUAGUUGUUCUCCGUAGCACGCAGUUCUACAACGUGUGAGCAGAGAAGUCAGGGCUUUUGGUUUGCAAGGCUCCAAGUGCUGCUAACACAGGCAAAACAUAUCAAUAACCAUGGCAGAAAACCAAGAAAAAAUGUCUCCAGUUGAGAUGAAAGUGGCACGACAAGUAGAGUAUUAUUUUGGGGAUCACAACCUCCCAAGAGACAAGUUUCUCAAAGAACAACUGCAGCUCGAUGAUGGCUGGGUGACUUUGGAGACAAUGCUCAAAUUCAACAGACUGAAGUCUUUAACUACAGACAGCAGCGUCAUUGUUGCAGCUCUCCAGAAAUCAAAGACAGGCCUAUUGGAGCUCAGUGAAGACAAGACUAAAAUCAGGAGGUCUCCAGACAAACCCUUACCAGAACAGGAUGAUGAAUACAAAGACGCACUAAAACACAGAUCUGUGUACAUUAAAGGUUUUCCUCUUGAAACAACUCUUGAUGAGAUUCAGGAGUGGCUGAAUGGGAAAGGCAACAUAGAAAACGUUCAGAUGAGGAGAAACCUGCAAAGGCAAUUCAAGGGGUCAGUGUUUGUCUGUUUUGACACCGAAGGGUCAUCUAAGCAGUUCUUAGAACGUUCAGACAUAAAAUCAUUCAAAGAUAACGAGAUGCUCGUGUUACCAAGGGAAGAUUACCAUGCAAAGAAAGUUGAAGAGAGAAAACAGUUCAAAGCAGAGACUAAAGCAAAAGCUAAACAGGAAAAAGAACAGCAGCAGAAACAAGUAGAAGAAAAAGAAAUGGGUCUCCUCUUGGAUGAACAGACUGGUUGUCUAUUAAAGUUUUCUGGAGAACUUGAAGAUGUUUCAAGGGAGGACUUUCAUGAACUGUUCUCAGGGCAUGGAAAGAUAAAGUGGGUUGACUUCACAAGAGGGGCCAAGGAGGGCACCCUGCUUUUUGAUGGAAGUGCAAAAGAAGCCUUUGAAAAAGCCAAAGCGGCAAAUGAUGGCGAACUGAAAAUCAAGGACAACAGUGUUACCUGGCAGCUGCUUGAGGGAGAUGAAGAGAAAGAGAUGCUGAAGAAGAUCAUUGAAGCUCAGCAAGAAUCGUACAGCAGGUCCAAAGGAAGAGGUGGAAGAGGAAGAUCAGGUGGCAGAGGAAGAGGAGGGCGAAGGGGAAGAGGUGGCAGAGAUCAUGGAAGAACUCAGUACCAAGGAAAAAAGACUAAAUUUGAUAGUGAUGAUGAAGAAGAUGAGGCACCAAAGAGAGAACUCAAAGGUGGUGAUGGUCCUCCUGCGAAAGUUGCCAAAACUGAAAAUGGAUCUUAAUAAUGAGGUUAAACUCAACAUUUUUCUUGAGUAAAAAAACAUUUAUUACAAAUGACAAAAAUGCAGAGGCAUCUUAUAUCCAUUCCAGUGAGAGCUUCAGGCUUUGGAGAAUCGUAGGAAGUCCACCUGGAUGUCAACCUAGAGAAGAAACAUUUGCAAAGCUAGGAUUCAGUUUUUGGCCUUUUAAGUCCUUUAUAUGUUGUGCCUCUCACAUUAUUUGUGUACCAAUAUCUCCCCUUAAAGAUAUUUUAAUUUUAGCACAUCAAAUACAAUCCUGCUUUUGACGGUAAUUUAAUUUCAAAGAAUUUUAGUUAAUUUUUUGCUUGUUUUGUAAGACUUGUGUGAUAUCUAGAAUCUGUGUGCCAAUGGUUUUUCUUUUUAGAUUUCCUACACUGAGUGAUGAGAAUGUGCUUGGCUCUUUUUUUUAUGUUUGCAUACGUGAUAGCAAAUAAAAUGUUUAUAAAAACAAAAGAUCGUGUUUGAAUCUAAUGGAUACCAUGUUAUCUCACAUCUGUUGGGCUUACCGAUUUCUUUUUGUGGAACUUGUAAGAUGCUGGCAAGUCAUAUCGUAGUUCUGUAAAGGAAGCAUUUUAUCAGUGUUUAAAUAUCACUGUAGAAAAGACAUUUGCAUUUUACUGACCUGCAAUGACUUCCAUUUUUACACCCCAGUCAUUGGCUUUCUUCUGUAUGUGCUGUAAAUGGAUAAGAAACCAUUUUAGCCUUCAUAUCAAACAUGUCAGGUACAUAAGUUAGGAUUUGACUGGGAUGAAAAAAAAGUACUUGCUUGUCACUAAAGUUAUUUAGUCAGCAUUGGCCAACUUGAUUUUAUUGUUUUUAAAGCAAAUAAACCAGUGCUGUCAGUGCCUGAACUGCUGAA
Messenger RNA from Melanotaenia boesemani (Boeseman's rainbowfish), 2195 nucleotides. RefSeq names its product small RNA binding exonuclease protection factor La (gene ssb). Gene Ontology annotation, cellular component: cytoplasmic stress granule; nucleus; ribonucleoprotein complex. The transcript is spliced from 12 exons. Gene Ontology annotation, biological process: RNA processing; positive regulation of translation. NCBI's taxonomy places the organism in Eukaryota, Metazoa, Chordata, Actinopteri, Atheriniformes, Melanotaeniidae. Gene Ontology annotation, molecular function: RNA binding. The coding region runs from base 128 to 1318 and encodes 396 amino acids. The record is from RefSeq and is a predicted model, not a curated record.